AUGAACAUAAACCCCGAAGCAGCCAAAGACACUCCUUGCAAGAACGUGACUAUCUACGGUUUCUGCAAAUACGAAACGAAAGGUUGUGUAUUUAGCCACGACAACGAAAGCUUGCAGCUGAAGCAAGCAUCGCCACAGACUUUGACGUCGAAACCGUCGCCCUCCAACCUCAACAACACAGAUAUCCAAAUAAUGAAGGGAACCAACGGCGCCUCGAGUGCUGAAGGCGCUGCUCCAAAGAAAAGGUUUAACGCCAGCACGCCUUCUUUCCAGCCUUCAGUGCAAACGCUUACCAAUAAGUUUCUGUCGUUAUCACCAAAACUCAAGGACCUUCCCCUGUUCGUUCCUGCUAGUCUUGAACAGAAGGAGGAAGCUGCCACUCCACCACCACAGCCAAAGAAGUUUAAUGCCUCGACUCCAUCUUUCACGCCCUCGUUCGAAGGCUCUAAUCGGUAUGCAAACUCUGGCCUUAAUAAUGAACCACAACAACAGGUGUUCACACCCCUGAUGCAUACACCCCUGUCUUUGAUGGGAGCCACGAGCAUGUCGAACCAGCAGCCGCUGCAAACCCAGCAGAACCCGUAUCUUGCUGGCCCUACACCGCCGCCACUUGCCGGUAUGGGUAACAUGGGCUCUAAUCAGGGAUCUGACUACAUGUUUCCUGGAAACCUGUCAACCCCAACCUAUGCCCUUAAUCACCACUUGUAUGCGCCUGCUCCUCCUCCAAGGUUGGCCUCAAGUUUGAGCGAACAUCAAACUAAUGUUAAUGACAUGUUCAUCCCUAAUAACUUGCGUCAGGAAUUGGUCAAGAAGAACGAGGCUACUUUGCAGACAGUCGCCCUGCUGACUCUUCCUGAUCAUGUGGGUGAAUAUCAUUCUUUGGUGCCAAUAGAUGUCACUUUCGUACAGCCUUCGAAAGUAUACGAGAUUCCAAGUUACGUCUACAAGGUGAUGUCUAAUGUCACCGGAGUUCCAUACGCCGUUCGUCGUAUCGACUUCAACAGCAAAGCUCACUUCUCGCAAGAUGUUAAACUUCAAUCGAUCAAGAAAUGGAAGAAGAUUAGAAAUCCAAACGUGGCCAAAGUGCAUGAUGCGUUCACAACUGUUGCGUUUGGUACGUAUGCUGAGCCCGUGUUAUGUUUGGUGUACGACUACUACCCUCUUGCCAACACAUUACAGGAACAACAUACGACGAGGAAGUUGGGAGGAAAGUUGGAACCCAUCUACGAGGAUUUGCUUUGGUCUUAUCUUAUACAGAUAACCAAUGCGCUCAUUCACAUCCACAACCAUAGGCUCCACGCUGGAUCUUCCUUGGAUUUGUCUAAGAUAUUAGUUACAAAUAAGGGAAGAUUGAGAUUAGGAGCUGUUGGCGUGGAUGAUAUAUUUGAACUAGAUGCUGAUACAGAUUUCGAAGAAUUGCAAGCCAAGGAUUACAAGCUUUUCGGAAAAGUGAUACUCGAGUUGGUAAGGGUUACGGUGCCGCAUAGUCUUCGUGAUGGAGACUAUGAUACUAUACUCCCACGUCUUUCGAGCUUGUCAACUGUGACAUACAGCGAGGAGCUCAUUGAAGCUCUUACCGGGCUUUCCAAGCUCGGCGAAGAAUCAACCUUGCCAGAGUUCUUUAGCAAGCAUCUUGCCCUUCGGUCACUCAAGGUUCUAAGCGGUCUAGAAGAUCUGUCGGACUAUAUGGAAAGCCAGCUCACUUCUGAGAUUGAGAACGGAAGACUUUUUAGGUUAAUGGCGAAGAUCGACUUGUUGGUGAACUUGCCGGAGAAGGAUAAAGCAGAUAACGGCAGCUUCUACGUGAUUAAGCUCUUCCACCAAUUCGUGUUUAAUUCCUAUGACGAGUUUGGCAAGCCGGUCGUGGAUCUCUCCCGAAUCCUUGUCAACUUGAACAAGCUAGAUGCGGGCGUGGAAGAAAAGAUCUUGCUUAUAUCAGCCGAAGAGGAUAGCUGUAUCAUUGUGAGCUACAAGGAAGUGAAGAACAUAAUAGAACUGACGUUCAGAGGGGUCUUCCGCUAG
Molecule: messenger RNA, 2022 nt
Organism: Candidozyma haemuli
Lineage: Eukaryota; Fungi; Ascomycota; Pichiomycetes; Serinales; Metschnikowiaceae
Gene: PAN3
Product: Pan3p
Exons: 1
Coding region: 1-2022 (673 amino acids)
Biological process (GO): mRNA processing; nuclear-transcribed mRNA poly(A) tail shortening
Cellular component (GO): PAN complex; P-body
Molecular function (GO): poly(A) binding; metal ion binding
Source: RefSeq, a predicted model, not a curated record